This is a messenger RNA of Tachyglossus aculeatus (Australian echidna), 2137 nucleotides long. It is a transcript of the gene MADCAM1, whose product is annotated as mucosal vascular addressin cell adhesion molecule 1. The transcript is spliced from 5 exons. Lineage: Eukaryota; Metazoa; Chordata; Mammalia; Monotremata; Tachyglossidae. The record is from RefSeq and is a predicted model, not a curated record. Gene Ontology annotation, molecular function: integrin binding involved in cell-matrix adhesion. Bases 85 to 1386 code for a protein of 433 amino acids. Gene Ontology annotation, cellular component: membrane. Gene Ontology annotation, biological process: heterotypic cell-cell adhesion; integrin-mediated signaling pathway; leukocyte tethering or rolling.
CCUGCCGAGAGGAAGCUAGGAAGGAAAGGGAAAAGCAGACACAGGGAAAGGACCCGAGCAGGGAAGAAGUUCUGCUGCCUCGAGAUGAAACAUGGAAUGUUCCUCCUCCUCCUCCUCCACCUCGGCUGGAGGUGCAGGGGAGCUCCAGUUCAACAAGGCAACCCCGUGCAAGUGACCCCGGCCCAGCCCAUCGUGCCCUUCAAUGGCACCAUCCAGCUUCACUGCUCCACCACCUGCCCAGGUGCCCAAGUGCAGUGGAAGGGGCUGGACACCAGCCUGGGGAAUGUCCUGACCCACCCCGGCCUCAGCAUCCUCACCAUCAGCUCAGCGACCAUCUCGAUGGCGGGCCUCAAGUUCUGUAACGUCAACUGCCAGGGGAAGGUCUACCAGAACAAGCUGGACCUGUUGGUGUACUCCUUUCCCGACACCCUUAGGAUCUCCCCGCAGGAGCUGGUGCCCGGACAAUCGGCCAGAAUGGUCUGCUCCAUGAGUAAGGUCUUCCCCAUCCCGAUCUUCAGCUGGUAUCGGGGGGACCAGAAGCUGGAGGACCUGCCCCAGAUGAACGAGAAUGAGGAGCAGAUAGAGGAAGAGCUGUUUGAUGUCGAGUCUUCUUGGGAGCUGGCGGGAGAGAAGGUGACAGAGGGACCCCCAUUUCGUUGCCAGGUUGAGUUGAGAUUGAAUGCGGAAAUCUCUCUCCAAAAAGUUAUUUCUGUCGAGCUGCAGACAACUCCCCUGAGGCUGAGCAGCCCUGCGCGCAGAGAGUCCGAGGCCCCCGCAACCCUGCCCCCAGAUACAGUCAAACCCCCCACUUCAGCACCAGGCUCCACUCCUGGGUGCUCCCAGACCACAGCUCCCCUCAAGUCCCAGGACCCCUCCAUGAAGCUGAGCCCCACCCAUGUGAACCCUUUGCUGGAGCUCCCCUCCUCCACCCUCCCCUCCUCCCCUUCCUCCUCCACCACUCCCUCCACCCUCCCUCCCUCCACCUCCUCUUCCUGUAAGCCACUGGUCCAGCUAGUGCAAGCCCCGAGGGCCCCUGGUGAACCCCUGGAGCUGAUAUGCCAGGUGGCCUGCAGCCCAGAGUACGAGGUGAACUGGACCCGGACACCCGUGGACCUUGAGCACUAUGAGCAGUGGAAGGGCGGGGCCCAAGCCAAGCUGCGGGUGCAGCAGGCCCAGCUGGUCCACCAGGGCCUGUACCAAUGUAGCCUGAUGACCAACAGCAACCAGGUCACCAACGCUAACACCCUCUACUUCUCCAUGAACCUGCCCCCGGACCCUGAUAUGGGUGCCCUGAUAACCCUCUGGACAGGGGGUUUCCUGCUGGGCCUGCUCCUCAUAGCCUUCAUCUCCCACUGCCUCUGGAAGCGCUACCAGGCUCAGGGCUGAGGACGGCCCGCCCUGCAUCCCCGGCCCCUCUCAGCGCCCUCGGCCUCUGACCGCCCGGUGCCUUGGCUGGGCCUUGUCUGGUGUAAGCUUCCAGUCCCGGGGGACGGGGAGGAUAAUAGAGAGUCCCCAGCCCUGGGGACUCUAGGAGACGCAGGCCUGCCUGACCUCCCACUGACCCUCCCCCAUCCUGCACUCAUUUCCUCUCCCAGUUCCAGCCUGGAGCUCCAGGCUUGGGGGUCUGGCUGGGUCCAAGCCCUCACUGGGGGUUCAGCUUGGAUUCCACAAGGGCCUGGCAUGCGCACCCAGGGAUUAACUUUCCCAAUUCAUGGCGGGGCAGCUGGAAGAGAUCAGACCCUGGACCUCCCCGAAGGGGACCUUCCGGAAUGGGACUCAUCUGCCGGAGCCCACAGACCCUGCCCACCAAGGCCCUUGAUGCUCCCCAUCUAGCUCCCCCGCUAGAUCGUCAGCUCCUUGAGGAAAGCCCCCGUCCAGGUCUGGUCCCGAGCCCUGGCUAAUAAAGGCAGGUUCCUUGGUAACUCCUCCCGGGAACGAUUGGAGUCGGCCCACGGCCUAAACAGGGACCCGUCGGUGCUGGACAACUCCAGCUUCUCACACGAAGGGUCAGAAGUUCCCUCUCCCCACCCCCUACAUCCACGCAUUCCUUUCUGAGCGAGCAUUCAUUUUGGGAAGGUGGUGAAAACUCAAGUCUGUGAUGACACAUCUCAGGCUACAGUUUCAGCUCCCGCCUGAG